ACGUCACAGUGUCGCUGCAGACCAGUUGCCUCCAGGUGCCGGUGAUGAUGCACUCAAACUCUGUGGACGCCGGCUGUCAGACUUCAUUUGGAGUAGGAGGUCGCUCAGCUGUCUGCAGAGGUCACCACCGCUGAACCUCAACUGACCCCGGCCACGCCAUCAAGUUGGACCUGGAAGCCUCCACAAUGACGUCAAGUAACGGCGCACUGGCGGGACCCCCCAAGGAGAGCAUGCAGUUGAAGAAGGAGAUCUCCCUCCUGAAUGGUGUCAGCCUCAUCGUGGGCAACAUGAUUGGAUCAGGCAUCUUCGUGUCCCCCAAAGGCGUGCUCUUCUACAGCGCUUCCUACGGUUUGUCGCUGGUCAUCUGGGCGGCCGGUGGUCUGUUCUCGGUGGUGGGAGCGCUGUGCUACGCCGAGCUAGGCACCACCAUCACCAAGUCGGGGGCGUCAUACGCGUACAUCCUGGAAUCCUUCGGCGGCUUCCUGGCCUUCGUGCGCCUGUGGACCAGCCUGCUGAUAAUUGAGCCCACCAGCCAGGCCGUCAUCGCCAUCACCUUCGCCAACUACCUGGUGCAACCUCUAUUCCCCACGUGCGAGCCACCCUACGCCGCCUCACGCCUCAUCGCCGCCGCAUGCAUAUGCCUCCUUACCUUCAUCAAUUCGGCUUAUGUGAAAUGGGGCACCCGCGUGCAGGACCUGUUCACCUACGCCAAGGUCGCCGCCCUCAUCGUCAUCAUCAUCACAGGCGUUGUCAAGCUGUUCCAAGGUUACACUGGCAACUUCGAGUCGUCCUUCCAAGGCUCCACCACAGACGCCGGCAACAUUGCUCUGGCGCUCUAUUCGGCCCUUUUUUCCUACUCAGGCUGGGACACCCUCAACUUUGUCACCGAGGAGAUCAAAGACCCCGAAAGGAACCUUCCUCUGGCCAUCGCCAUCUCCAUGCCCAUCGUCACCACCAUCUACAUCCUCACAAACGUGGCCUACUACGCCGUGCUGGACAUGAGCGCCAUAUUGGCAAGUGACGCCGUGGCCGUGACUUUUGCAGACCACGCGUUAGGCAUGAUGAGCUGGACCAUCCCCAUCGCCGUGGCACUGUCCUGCUAUGGUGGCCUGAAUGCCUCCAUCAUUGCCGCGUCCAGGUUAUUUUUUGUGGGUUCCCGUGAGGGCCACCUUCCCGACGCCCUGUCCAUGAUCCACACGGAGAGAUUCACUCCCAUCCCUGCUCUCAUCUUCAAUUGCUUGAUGUCGCUGAUCUACUUGACGGUGGAGGAUGUCUUCCAGCUCAUCAACUACUACAGCUUCAGCUACUGGUUCUUCAUGGGCUUGUCCAUUGUGGGACAGAUCUACCUGAGGUGGAAGGAACCGCAACGACACAGACCGCUCAAGCUGAGCCUGUUGUACCCGCUGGUGUUCUGCAUGUGCACCAUUUUCCUGGUGGCCGUGCCGCUCUACAGCGACACGCUCAACUCCCUGAUCGGCAUUGCCAUCGCCCUGUCGGGGUUGCCCGUCUACUUCUUGGGUGUUUACCUGCCCGAGUCCAAGCGCCCGCCCUUCAUCACCAAGCUGCUGCGUUCUGUGACCCGCUGCACUCAGUACACGUGCUUCUGCGUUGUCACCGAGUCGGACAAGAGUGAGUAA
Hippocampus zosterae (dwarf seahorse) is the source of this 1637-nucleotide messenger RNA. It is a transcript of the gene slc7a6, whose product is annotated as solute carrier family 7 member 6. Gene Ontology annotation, cellular component: membrane. NCBI's taxonomy places the organism in Eukaryota, Metazoa, Chordata, Actinopteri, Syngnathiformes, Syngnathidae. Gene Ontology annotation, molecular function: L-amino acid transmembrane transporter activity. Gene Ontology annotation, biological process: amino acid transmembrane transport. The transcript is spliced from 10 exons. Bases 186 to 1637 code for a protein of 483 amino acids. The record is from RefSeq and is a predicted model, not a curated record.